GCCCCUCAUCGUCAUUAAUCCAGGCAAUACCACGAUGCAGUCGCCUCAGAGGCCUCUGGACCUGGCCACCAUACCAGCCAUCGUCGAGGAAGAUGGCAAUGGUCUGGAUGCUGUCGAGGACUCGCCAUCGUCGUCGUCAUCAUCAUCGUCACCGCCUGCCUUUGCUCUAGCUACGGGACUUGUCUACUCGACGGUCAUGAUGCUCCACAGCUACCCAACGACGAUCGUCAAGCCAAGCGACGAUCAUCCAGAAGCACCCGAACGAAUAUCGAGGGCAUUCAUCGUCCUCAAAGAGAAUGGUUGCGUCAAACGGAUGAAGAGGAUACAACCCAGGGAGAUUACUCGGGACGAAGUAGCGCUGGUCCAUGACAAAGGCGUGUGGGAAGGCGUUUACCGAUCCCAGUUCUACACUCGUUCGGAUUUGGCCGAGAUUACGGCCCUUUUCGGCGAGCGCUCUUCCCUCUACCUCAACGAGCAUACCUUCCUCUCGGCAAGACUAUCAUGCGGAGGUGUCAUGGAGCUUUGUGAUGCAGUAUGCUCUGGCAGAAUACACAAUGGCUUUGCAAUCGUCCGUCCACCUGGCCACCAUGCCGAGCCGGACAAAUCAAUGGGCUUCUGCCUCUUCAACAAUGUAGCAGUCGCAGCGAGGUGGAUCAGGCAAAGAUAUGGUGGCCAAGAUGUCCCAAAGGAGCAGAGGGUCCGUAAGAUACUCAUCCUCGACUGGGACGUCCAUCAUGGCAAUGGAACGCAGAGAGCAUUCGAGGAAGACGACGAUGUGCUCUACAUUUCCCUUCACCGCUACGACGAUGGAGAAUUCUACCCCUGUGGCACAUACGGCGCAAGCGCGUCAAUGGGAUCUGGCAAAGGUCGUGGCUUCAGCGUCAACAUCCCUUGGCCGUGCGGUGACAUGGGCGAUGGCGAGUACAUCUACGCCUUCCAUCAGGUCGUCAUGCCCAUCGCAGCAGAAUUCGGACCCGAUCUCGUCAUCAUCUCGGCUGGGUUCGAUGCUGCCAUGGGUGAUCCAUUGGGCGGCUGUGAUGUCACGCCAAUUGGGUACGCUCAGAUGACUUGGAUGCUCAUGGGAUUGGCAAAGGGCAAGGUAGUGGUAGCCCUCGAAGGUGGAUACAACAUCGAGGCACUCGCCCUAUCGGCUCUGGCUGUCACUCGCACGCUUCUGGGCGAUCCAGUCCCUUCACACGAAAGCCUCGCCCCCGCCUGUACCGCAGCGGUCGACGUGUUGCGGCUAGUCAAGAGAGACGUAGCGCCCUAUUGGAAGUGCAUCGAAUCCAACCCGCUCGAUCCGCGCCCAGAUAUCGAAGACGGCCUUACUCGCUACUCUCUAUCAGAGCUCCUCAAGGCGCACCGCCAACAGGAAAUCGCCCGUCACUUCCAACUCUCGGAGCUACCUGCUGGUGAUCGCAAGUGGGACUCUCAUGCCCUCUGCUCGAGCGACCUCAUGGACACACCGCGCACCGUCGUCCUCUUUGCGCACGACAUGGGCAGCCUACGCGCAGGCAAUGAGCGACCCAAUCUGGCACUCAUACCCGAGUCAGAGGGAGCCUACAUCAUCGACUCGUCCAAGGUAGUCCUCGAUUGGAUUCAGCAACGUAGAUUCGGUAUCGUCGAUGUCAACCUGUACUCCGGCUCAUUGCACGGAGCAGACGCGACCGACUUCCUCGAGUUCAUCUGGGACACGUAUCUCGACCUCUGCCCUGCGACGGACAUCGUCCUUUUCGCCCAUGCAGGGGCAGCCAAGUCGGUCCUUUCUCUGAUCUCUUCACGCCGUCUCGACAAGGACUCGCGUGUCAUAUCCACGUGCUUGACAAUGGGCCAUGAAGCCGUGCCAAUGGUGCCCAAAGACGAGGUGGAUCUACGCAAGUGGUACAUCAAGAACGGAAGAGUCUUCCUACCUGAGACGCAUUCGUGGUGGUCGCAGGAUGAUGACAAGAGGAGGAAGAUGAAGAGGGCAGGCAAAGUUGUAUCCGUCGCUGAGAGGAGACCCAUUCAGGUGCUUACGGCUGCCUUGGGUGAGGUCGCGGCGUUUGUUGAUGCGAGGCUAGCAGCGAAACAAGAGAUAGUUGCGUGAGGAAGAAAGUGGCGACGCUGCUCUGCGCUGUACUUGUACGAUAUCAUCAUCUCAAGCAUUUCAUCUGCUUCCACCAGUUGGCUUCGAACUUCCUAAUCGUCUUGUGCGAUGCCUCUUCCAGCUCAUCGUCGUCUCCAUCGUUCUCCAUAUCGACAUCUCCUCUUCUUUGAGCAAGACUUCGAUCGAAACGCUCCCAAUUGUGCGCUAUUAACUUCGCCGCCUCGUUCACGUCUCCACCAUCAUUACAUGCUCCAGGCUCCUCCCUCAAC
Molecule: messenger RNA, 2355 nt
Organism: Jaminaea rosea
Lineage: Eukaryota; Fungi; Basidiomycota; Exobasidiomycetes; Microstromatales
Product: Arginase/deacetylase
Exons: 2
Coding region: 35-2086 (683 amino acids)
Biological process (GO): chromatin organization
Cellular component (GO): histone deacetylase complex
Molecular function (GO): histone deacetylase activity
Source: RefSeq, a predicted model, not a curated record